AUGGCUGCUGCUGCCCUUCAGGAUCUGUGCGAGGAAGCCACUUGCUCCAUCUGCCUGGAGGAUUUCAAGGAUCCAGUGAUCACAGAAUGUGGGCACAAUUUCUGCCGAGCCUGCCUGACCCACUGCUGGGAGGGGUCGGAGGGCGAGAAGGUUUCCUGCCCCCAAUGCAGAGUAAAAGUCGGAAGGAACCUGAUCCCCAAUCGGCAGCUGGCCAACUUUGUGGAGAUCGCCAAGGGGCUUCGCUUUCAAGAGGAAACGAUCAGUGAGAGAAAUGGGGGAGCCUGUGGGAAGCACCAGGAGCCCCUGAAGCUCUUCUGCAAGGAUGAUGAAGCCCUCAUCUGCGUGGUGUGUGACAAGUCGAAGGAGCACCGAGAGCACCAGGUGGUUCCUCUGGAGGAAGCUGCUCAGAACUACAAGAAAUGUAUAGAAGCAGAGGAGGAAGCUACCAUAGGCGUGUUCCGGCAACUGCAUCAGUUUCUGGAAGAGCAAGAGAAGCUUCUUUUAGCCCAGAUGAAAGAACUGAAGGAGGAGAUAGCCAGGGAAAGGGAUGAGCUACAGGUUAAAUUCUCCACUGGACUUGCCACUCUUGACGGCCUCAUUCAGGAGACGGAAGAGAACUACCAGAAGCCCCCAUAUGAAUACCUGAAGGACCUAAGAAAGAGUCUGAUGAGGCACGUUGAACCGAUGGAAUCUGUCGUCCCGGAAGAGAGACAAUUUUCUCCUUCACUGAAAUGGAAGACAUGGGAAUUCAGUGAUAUAAAUCCCUUUCUGCAGGGCAUUAUGAAACAAUUCAAAGACGUGUUUGUAUCUGGGCUUCAACCACAGAAAGCUAAUGUAACUCUGGAUCCGGACACAGCACAUCCACGAAUCAAACUGACCAACUCUCAUAAAACCAUGCGCAUAGGAUUUGAAGGCAAAGACCUCCCCCCAAAUCCUAAGCGAUUUGACCAUUAUCUUUUUGCGCUAGGACGUGAGGAAUUCAAAGAAGGCAGGCAUUUCUGGGAAGUCACCGUGAGCCGUAGUGAAGACUGGGCUGUGGGGGUCGCCAGAAGUUCUGUGAGAAGGAAGGGCAGGUUUGCAUGUGGCCCUGAAGAAGGGUUCUGGGUUGUGGGGCAUUGUGAAGGGGAACACACAAUUCCUGGUUUCAUUUAUGUGAGUGAGGUCAAGACGAUCCGAGUGUCUCUGAACCAUCCCGGGAAACGUCUGGCCUUCUACAAUGGAAAAACAGGAGACCUGCUGUGCGUGUUUUCUGCACCCUUGUUCUCUGGAGAACCUGUUUGCCCAUUUUUCUACCUGGGAGAAAAAGGAGGCUGUUUUUCCUCUUUUAAAACUGAACUCACACUAGCUCCCUAAAGCGGGUCUUAUCCACCUCACCAAGCUGUGUUUUGUGGUCACCCUCAAAACCAGCAGACAUAAAAAAUUUUUAAGAAAGAAAUUUUCAGCUCAUUGCUUAAAGAGGCUAUAAAUUCUAUGAGCACCUGAAUAAGCGUCACAGUCGUGACAACAACUCUCUUGAGAGACCACAAGUCUUUUGACCCAGCCGGUGGCCAUUUCUCUUUCCUAUUCCAGACCUGCAGAACUAUGUAGGUACAUUAUGUGCUGUCAAGUUGCAUCUGACUUGCCUUGGUUUCUGUAUGUGAGGUAUUUGAGUAGUUUUGCUUGUCCCCGGUGAUACACAGUGUAAUCGAUGGAGUGGUGGACCAGGAUUCUGGAGACCACGGUUCAAAUCCCCACUUGAGCAUAGAAACUCAAGAUAUCCUUAAAUAUCUCACUUAACUUGAAAGUCCUAUUAGGGUUGCUAUAAGUCGGUUCCGACUCGGUUCUGACUUGAGGACACAGAACAACACCAAUGGUUUUUGACCCGUGCCUGCUUUCUCCUCCUGCUGAACUCCCAGCCUCAGUCUUAAGGAGUGAAUGUCCAUGGAAUGGGAGAAGUUGCUAAUGCAUUUGCUCAAAUACUGCCUCCCAUUCGUUCACUCUCCUGAGCAGCAGGGAGGAAAAAGGAUCAUUUAUGUGAAUCAGAACUGUGUCUCCUACUGAUUUUCUUCACUACCUGGUUUAAAAGAUGACCAGUCAACUUAUUCACUUCUACUCAUUAACACUUCUUUGUGUGCAAAUUGAUUCUACACUGUUCUGCCCACAACAGUGGGACAUAACAUGUUUCAUGUGUUCAAGCCAAUUCCUCUUCCCACUGCAUUUUACCUUUAAAGGGGGGGAAUUAGCUGUCUGUCAUCCUGAGUCCAGUGAUAAGUCAAUCUCCCGCUUGCUUUCUUGUUGGCUCGGACUGCCAGCAGUGAAUUGGAAGGCCCGUGACUUUCCAAAAGGAAGAACCAAAGACGACUUUGGCAUUAGCUUUGCUGGUUAUGGUUUCUCCAGCAUUAGUAUUGUUUGACUGUAAUGCACCAUCGGUAUAGUAAUAUUAAAGAAUUCUCCCAAAGUAUUUCAGUGAUUGCUUCCAGUGCUGGGAUCAUCCCUUGUCUGUUCCAUACAUCCAAGUUUUCUUGCUAUUCCCAACUUCACCUUCCAGUGUUGUUUUCAAAGUAUUUGUCAUGCUGAUGUCUUGCUUUGAUUAAAUAUAAAUAAAAUUGUUAGAAAUCAA
Molecule: messenger RNA, 2599 nt
Organism: Pogona vitticeps (central bearded dragon)
Lineage: Eukaryota; Metazoa; Chordata; Lepidosauria; Squamata; Agamidae
Source: RefSeq, a predicted model, not a curated record